AUGGGCGAUCAGAUGGCUCGAGAUACGUGCCAGAGGGAAGAAACGUGCAGCCAGAGGGAGAAUGAUGAGGUGGUCUCGGGGUAUUGCAGCCACCCUACGGCCCUGGGUUACUACGUCCAGGGACAUGGGUUAUUUACCACAAGCGGUAGUGGUUCCCAGUCAAGGGCUCAUAAUGAGGCCUUUGUAAUGAUGCCAAUAGUUGGCAAAAGAAGCCAUGUAUUAGAAAAGACCCACGCGCAUCGACCACUGUACCAGGUGGAAAGAAGUGCAGUAGAAAUAAGGAAACGCGUUGUGUCUGAGAUGAGCUUAUCCUCCUUCCAUUAUUACUUCUACUUUGGAUUUUGA
Molecule: messenger RNA, 345 nt
Organism: Aspergillus niger
Lineage: Eukaryota; Fungi; Ascomycota; Eurotiomycetes; Eurotiales; Aspergillaceae
Exons: 2
Coding region: 1-345 (114 amino acids)
Source: RefSeq, a predicted model, not a curated record